Psilocybe cubensis is the source of this 822-nucleotide messenger RNA. RefSeq lists its product as uncharacterized. Gene Ontology annotation, cellular component: cytoplasm. Bases 1 to 822 code for a protein of 273 amino acids. The transcript is spliced from 5 exons. Gene Ontology annotation, biological process: N-acetylglucosamine metabolic process. The record is from RefSeq and is a predicted model, not a curated record. NCBI's taxonomy places the organism in Eukaryota, Fungi, Basidiomycota, Agaricomycetes, Agaricales, Agrocybaceae.
AUGGUCACUUCAGCAGCUGCGGCAACUCAACUGGACAAGGAGAGCGUGCCCCUUCGUAAAGGACCUCCGACAAAAGAGGAGUUGUUGGUACAUUAUCCAGCGAAGUUUACAUGGAAUCAACUCAAAACCUUCGUCAACUCAGGGGAUCUCGGGUUGCUUAAGCGCGAUAGGACACUUCAAAAACGUUAUGAUGAAUGGGCCGUUGGGAUAACAGCACAGCAUGGAUCGAUGGUCAACUAUCUUACUAAUCACAGGCUACGUUGGGGUCAGCGGGAUACUUUGUCGCUUCUCAAGUCCGAUCUGGUAGAAGAGACUGUCGACGCUUUGGUCGAUGAUACGUCUACUGUGGAAUCUGAGCCUCCCGCGUAUUUCUCUUGGGAAACUCCGCGCCGUUAUAUAAGUAUCAUUCAAAACGAUUGGCCUUACUCAGUCCCACCCGAAAUAGAGCACACUUUAAUCUGGACGAAGGUUCCCAUAUAUCACCCCGACCUUGUUGAUAGCUCUGUAAAGCCAAGAAUCGAUCAGGACGGGCUGUGGGGGUUCACAGGAAAUGAUGAACCGCCGCCAUCUCCAUCAAACCUUCCGUCCUGCUUGCCUUCGCUUUCGGAAUGGGGCAUAACAGCAGACAAAAUGAUCAAAUCCGAUCCUCCUACUCCAGCCCAGGCAGCACUUAUAGAAAGGGCAGGCAAAGAAGUUCAUAGAUUUGUCAAGAAUAAAUGGGCAGAGAGUGAAUGGGAAACGGCAUGGUUUGUUAAUCCUCCUAGAUUACAAAGUGUACCUGGGCUGGCACACGUUCACGUUUUUGCUCGCCACAAGAUAUAG